AUGGCCUUGCAAAUACAACUUCUGAAUCAACAAUUAGUUAGGUUCAAAGAUGGUGACAGAAUGGAAGACAUUGUUAAUAGGGAGAAAGGAAAAAAUUCAAUGUUGAUGACAUUUUUCAAGAAUAAUAAAGCAGACUCCAAUGCGAGAAAAUAUUUGUAUAAGGAUUUUCCCAAACAUUUUACAUGGAAUCGGAGCAACCAUUGUUGGAGGACCGGGAAACAUAAACCAAUGAUUGGUCGACUGGUUUAUGUUAAUCCAACUGAAGGAGGGAGAUACUACCUACGCCUGCUUUUAUGUCAUAUUACCGGGCCUACCUGCUUUGAAGAUUUAUACACAUCCAAUGGUGUAUUACACUCUACAUUUCGAAAAGAAACUCUUGAAAGAGGUUUAAUAGAGACUGAUGAUAAUUUAUCACAAUAUCUUGUAGAGGCUUCCUUAUUUCAAUUUCCUGGUGCACUUAGAAGGUUAUACGUGACGAUGCUGAUUUUUUGUGAACCAGGAAAUGUUCGCAAGUUAUGGGACGACCACUAUAGUUCUCUUUCUGAAGAUAACAGGAAACACUAUGGAUGUGCCGAACGAGAGCAAAAUAUGGUCCUCAUCAAUAUUAUAGUCUUCCUAGAAUCUAUGAGUAAAAAGCUUAGUGAUUACGACCUUCCAAAUGUCAGCACACACAUCGAUUUACAAUCAAGAGGCUAUCGUGAGGUGCAAGAAGAAUACUUUAUAAAUGUGGAAUAUGAAGACUUAUGUAACAGCCGGAUUUUAUCAGGAAUCAAGACUGUUGAUAGUCCCAUGAUAACCGGUACUUCAGAUGAUCGUUAG
Messenger RNA from Lactuca saligna, 819 nucleotides. The record is from the annotation of a GenBank genome assembly. Lineage: Eukaryota; Viridiplantae; Streptophyta; Magnoliopsida; Asterales; Asteraceae.